UUUUGUUACACAUUUUAAUGUAAAUCACUUUUGUUUUACAAGAAAGAUUUAAUUGAAAAUACAGUUUAUACCGUUUUCCGGCGAGUUCUACCGCCGUUAGCCGGAGAUGGCCGAUCGGUUCUUUCCAAACGAGAUGCCACCCUUUAUGGCAGAGACAGCAGACCAAAUUCCAUUGACGGACUCUCUCACGGCCCUUCUCUCUCUCCCUUACCAAGCCCUAUCUGCAAAGUUCCAAGAGUCUGCAUUUCACUUGAAACAAUCGGUGGUGAGGGAGACAUGGGGAUCACGUGGGAAGCGUGUGAAGGACUAUACCCUUUACACGGGGGCUCUUGGAACAGCAUACCUGCUUUUCAAGGCCUACCAAGUAACCAAGGAUGGGAAUGAUCUUAACUUGUGCUCUGAGAUUGUUGAGGCUUGUCAUUCUGCUUCAGCAGAUUCUAGCCGUGUGACAUUUCUUUGUGGGCGUGCCGGUGUUUGUGCUCUUGGUGCUGUUGUAGCUAAGCUUACUGGUGAUGAAAGGCUACUUGACUAUUACCUGAGACAAUUCAAAGAGAUUGUAAUACCUCGUGAUUCGCCCUAUGAGCUAUUGUAUGGGAGAACAGGUUACCUAUGGGCUUGUUCAUUCUUAAACAAGCAUAUUGGUAACAACACAAUACCUACUACCCACAUGAGAUCAGUAGUGGAUGAAGUUAUCACGACUGGCAGACAAUUAGGUCACAAGGGAAGAUGUCCUCUGAUGUAUGAAUGGCAUGGAAAGAAAUACUGGGGUGCUGCACAUGGACUUGCAGGAAUUAUGCAUGUUUUGAUGGACAUGGAACUCAAGCCAGAUGAGGUGGAAGAAGUCAAGGGUACCCUACAUUACAUGAUUAACAAUCGUUUCCCAAGUGGCAAUUAUCCCUCCAGCGAAGGAAGUAAAAAUGACCGUCUUGUGCAUUGGUGUCAUGGUGCUCCUGGAGUCACUCUUACCCUUGUAAAGGCAGCUGAGGUUUUUGGGGACAAGGAAUUUUUGCAAGCAGCUGUAGAUGCAGGGGAAGUAGUAUGGAAGAGGGGUCUGCUUAAGCGAGUUGGGAUCUGUCAUGGCAUCAGUGGGAACACCUAUGUCUUCCUUUCUCUUUUCAGCUUGACAGGAAAUGAGGAGUAUUUGUACAGGGCCAAAGCAUUUGCUUGUUUCCUACUUGAUAGGGCACAAAAACUGAUCUCAGAAGGAAAGAUGCAUGGAGGAGAUCGCCCCUAUUCCUUAUUUGAAGGUCUUGGAGGAAUGGCAUAUACUUGUCUAGACAUGGUUGAUCCACAAAUGGCCAAAUUCCCAGGCUAUGAACUUUGAGUCACUGUGAUGAUGUAUAUUAAAUUACACAUAUCUAUCAUGAAAAACUUUGGAAAUAUGAGAAGAAAUUGCAACUU
Molecule: messenger RNA, 1401 nt
Organism: Vigna unguiculata (cowpea)
Lineage: Eukaryota; Viridiplantae; Streptophyta; Magnoliopsida; Fabales; Fabaceae
Product: lanC-like protein GCR2
Biological process (GO): peptide modification; carbohydrate metabolic process
Cellular component (GO): plasma membrane
Source: RefSeq, a predicted model, not a curated record